AUGGCCUUCGGGUCAUUGAGAGGCACAUUCUUUGGCUCUGUCACUCUACGUGAAUACUACCUACUGUUUUCAUCGAUCUGGCUACGGCCGCAUCUUGCUCUAUGCAGGAGGUUGAAGAAGACGUCCCCAUGUUUUUCAGCAUAUGUAGAUAUCUACACCCCAUACAGAGAGAGCCCUAAACUUUCUCCCCUGUCUAUAUCACCCGAGUCAAUCGACAGGAUCUCACAUCCAGAUCAGGAACGAACAUCGAUCAAGUGGCGACGUGUCUGCCUAACUCGCCACCAACUCGACUCAUCUCUAUAUAAGAGUCCCGUCGGAGCCAAAAACAAGACACGGCCAGGAACAGGGACAAGAAAGCUACCUCCAAAACUACAGAAGACGCAAAUCGUGCAAACAGACAGAACACAAGCAGCAAAGAUGCCUGUGCCACUGGGUCCAGAAUCCAAGAAAAAGGACAAAUCCACCGUGGGCCCCAACGGCAAAAGCAACAUGAACGACCCCUUAUCAACGCCAAAUACCACUAUCACCAUGACCGCCACUGCCGAAACGACCACGAAUGUCCCGCCCACAGCGUCGGGUAGAGGGCCCGGCGUGAUGACGCAGGAGGAGGUUGAUCGACUGUACGAAGAGCGCAUGGAAGAGGAGUACGCGAAGCGCGAGGGGGGCGCAUGA
Molecule: messenger RNA, 672 nt
Organism: Trichophyton benhamiae CBS 112371
Lineage: Eukaryota; Fungi; Ascomycota; Eurotiomycetes; Onygenales; Arthrodermataceae
Exons: 2
Coding region: 1-672 (223 amino acids)
Source: RefSeq, a predicted model, not a curated record